GGGCGAGCUGCCAACACGAUGGGCGUGGCGGAGGCGGGCACUACGUUGCUGAUCCGAGCCGGUGGGCCGCACUCGUCACAGCUGGGUCAGCUAGUAGCCGGUCGGAGACAUGCGGAGCCGCUUUCUCCUCCUAACUCUCAUCGCCGUUCUUGCCAUUUUUGCAUUCCGUUCGUCAUCUGUCUAUGCCGAAGAUGAAGUUGAAACAGCGGAAACUAAAGAUGCCAAAGCUGGAGAAGAAACUAUCAAGAGCGAAGAAGACACGCUUAAGCUAGAUGGACUUACUUCUGAACAAGUUAAGGAAAUGCUGUCCAAAGCUGAGAAGCACGAAUUCCAAACGGAGGUCAACCGCAUGAUGAAGCUGAUUAUCAAUUCUCUAUAUCGCAACAAGGAGAUUUUCCUUCGAGAACUCAUCUCUAACGCUGCUGAUGCAUUAGACAAAAUUAGAUUGAUUUCGUUGACUGAUCCCAGUGCACUGCAAGCGAACGAGGACUUGAGUGUGAGAAUCAAGGCAGACCGCGAGAAUAGACUGCUUCAUAUCACUGAUUCUGGUAUCGGAAUGACCAAGGCUGAACUGAUGAGUAAUCUUGGAACAAUUGCUCGUUCUGGUACUGCGGAGUUUUUGUCAAAGCUGAUGGAUACCUCUACCUCUGCUGAUGUGCAACAGGAUCUGAUUGGACAGUUUGGAGUUGGUUUCUAUUCUGCUUUCCUCGUUGCUGAUCGUGUUGUUGUCACUUCGAAGAGCAAUGAUGAUGAACAGUACAUUUGGGAGUCAGAUUCCAGUAGCUUUACUGUCACCAAAGAUCCACGUGGACCCACACUCAAACGUGGUACCCAAAUAACUCUACAUUUGAAGGAGGAGGCUGUCGACUUCCUACAGCCCGACACAUUGAGAAACCUCGUACACAAAUACUCACAGUUUAUCAACUUCAAUAUCUACUUAUGGCAGUCUAAGACUGAGAUGGUUGAUGAACCUGUCGAAGAAGAAGUCAAAGAAACAAAGGAAGAUGGUACUGUUGAAGAGGAGAAGGAAGAGAAGAAGACCAAGAAGGUUGAGAAGACAACUUGGGAUUGGGAACGAGCCAACACUGUCAAACCUAUUUGGAUGAGAAAACCAAGUCAAGUUGAAGCCGAAGAGUACGACGAGUUCUACAAGAGCAUCACGAAGGACACCGAAAAACCGCUUGCUCACGUACAUUUCACCGCCGAAGGAGAAGUUACGUUCCGAUCCAUCCUGUAUGUGCCCAAACGAUCUCCGAGUGACAUGUUCCAAAAUUAUGGAAAAAUUGUCGAAAACAUCAAGUUGUAUGUGCGAAGAGUAUUCAUCACCGAUGACUUUGCGGACAUGUUGCCGAAGUAUCUUGCAUUUAUCCGUGGUAUCGUUGACUCUGAUGAUCUUCCUCUCAACGUUUCUCGUGAGAACCUGCAACAACAUAAACUUCUGAAGGUUAUCAAGAAGAAACUCGUCCGUAAAGUUUUGGAUAUGUUGAAAAAACUCGAAGGUCAAGAAUUUGACGAUUUCUGGAAAGAAUUCAGUACCAAUAUCAAGCUCGGUAUCAUGGAAGAUCCAAGCAACCGAAUUAGGCUGGCUAAGCUCUUAAGAUUCUCGUCAUCAGCAGAUAAAGAGAAGCUUACAUCACUCACAGAUUAUGUUGAGCGGAUGAAAGACAAACAAGAUAAGAUCUAUUAUAUGGCUGGACUUUCACGCAAGGAAGUCGAGACAUCUCCAUUUGUCGAGCGACUUAUUGCUAAGGGAUACGAGGUACUGUACUUGACUGAGGCUGUUGACGAGUACUGCAUCCAAGCAAUGCCUGAAUUCGAUGGAAAGAAGUUCCAGAAUGUUGCAAAGGAGGGAGUUACUAUUGAUGACUCUGAAAAGGCCAAAGAAGCUCACAAGGAACUUGAAAAAGAGUUUGAACCUCUGUGCUCGUGGUUGAAGGAGACCGCUCUCAAGGAUAAGAUCGAGAAGGCUGUUGUCUCUCAGCGACUUGUCAAGUCUCCUUCUGCUCUUGUAGCCUCCAGCUACGGUUGGUCUGGAAAUAUGGAGCGUAUCAUGAAGAGCCAGGCCUACGCCAAGGCAAAGGACCCAACUCAGGAGUUCUAUGCAAUGCAGAAGAAGACUUUCGAAAUCAACCCGCGUCAUCCGGUGGUCAAGGAGUUGCUGCGACGUGUCGUUGCCGAUGCUGACGACCAACAAGCAAAGGAUACUGCCAUGCUUUUAUUUGAGACUGCCACCCUCAGAUCAGGAUUCUCUCUUCAGGACCAAGUUGGUUUUGCUGAACGUAUCGAGGCAGUGCUACGGCAGUCCUUGGAUGUGUCCAAAGAUGCUGAAGUUGAAGCAGAGCCUGUGAUAGAGGAAGAAGAGCAACCUGCUGAAGCUGAAGAAGCGACACCUGCUGAGGAGACUAAAGUAGAGGAGGAACACACUGAGUUGUAGAUCUAGUUCUUUUUUCUAGUAUAUGUGACCAUCAGUGUGACUUUUUGUUACAUUUGUUGGUAUAUUGUUGUUGUGAUUAGGAGGCUGUGUCUCCCAUCAUUCAUCUUCUCAUUGAUACGGUUUCCGUUGUUUUAUGAUUUCUUUUCCUAAGUUAUGAGGGUAAUAAAUAUUUAUUUCGUUCUUAACCGUG
Molecule: messenger RNA, 2624 nt
Organism: Cylicocyclus nassatus
Lineage: Eukaryota; Metazoa; Nematoda; Chromadorea; Rhabditida; Strongylidae
Source: the annotation of a GenBank genome assembly